Molecule: messenger RNA, 1372 nt
Organism: Racocetra persica
Lineage: Eukaryota; Fungi; Glomeromycota; Glomeromycetes; Diversisporales; Gigasporaceae
Source: the annotation of a GenBank genome assembly
AUGCAAUCCAUAUUAUACAUUAUAUCUUUAAUUAUAUUCCUAUCAUGGAGCAGAGUCAUUAUUGUCUCUGCUGAAUAUUGGUGUUAUGAUACAGAUGACCCCUUUAACCAAAAUGCAGAGCCAGUUAAAUGUCCUUCCGUGACUGAAGACACUUCAAAUAGCAAAUUUUUUAAUGUUGGGGUCAAACCAGGCGUUUCGACUAACAUGUUUGACAUAACAUUCACUUGUGACCCAUUAAUUAAUGCGACAACUUGCGAUAAAGCAAAAAAAUCAUUUGAGAAAGCAGGAGAAAUAUUUUCCAGCGCUUUGUUACUGAAUACUCCAAUACGAAUAAAUGCUAGUCUAGUACCAUUGUCUGAUGACACAAUUUUAGGAUCAGCGGCACCGGCUCGAAUAAUUCCAUUAAAAUGUAAAGAUAAAAAAAUUCGAAAUUUUCCACAGGCUUUAGUCAAACAAUUUCAAUUUCCUACACAUCCAGAAUAUGCAACCGAUGAUAUUGUUGCUGUAUUCAAUUCUCGUACAGAGUAUUAUUUCGAAGACGACCCGACAGUCGGUCCUCAACAGAUAGGAUUUCUAGAAUUAAUAGUACAUGAAAUCGUUCAUGGUCUUGGACUUAUAACAAGUUGGAAACCCCUUUUAAAUUCUAACAUAACCACUGAAUUAGUUCCAAGAUUAAACAUAACAAUGGAUGGCGAUGUAACUAAGCCUAUAACAUAUUAUGGAUUUGUUGAAACUAUAUUUGAUGCAUUUUUAGUAACAGCUGAAGGAGAUAAAUUUUCAAAUUUUACUGAUCAAUUGAAUGAUUUUACUCCACUUGGAACAAAGUUCCAAAAUCAACAGGCUUUUUUGGAUUCUUUUAUGAAUUCAACUCAAUAUAAUUUUGCAAAAAUGGUAUUGAACUAUUCACAAACACCAAAUUCUAUGGUAUUUUUAGCAAAUCCUCAAUCCGAACUCAUAUGGUUGGAAACUACUUUGUUCCCAUAUUUGAAAGGAAGUAGUAUAUCACAUUUUAGUCUACAAAUUUAUGAUAAUACGACCGAUUUUUUAAUGACUUAUCUGCAACGCCCUGGCCGAAGUUUGGAAACUGCAAUGAAACAAAACAAUGCAACUUGUGCAAUUGGUCCAAAAUUACUAUUAUUACUUGAAACUAUAGGUUAUGCAACACCUAGCAAACCAAAUCCUGAAAUACCGUCACCAAUAGAUCCCCCUCCGGUAAAUGUAACAAAGACAUCGAAAGAUUAUAACGUCAGUAUUUCCGGUAGUUCAUCUAACAUAUCACAACCUACCUCUACCAACGCAUUGUCUAAUACCGGAUGUGUUAUAACCAAUAAUUACGGGUGGAUAAAUCUCGUGGUUAGUUUGAGUGUUGGUG